This is a messenger RNA of Striga asiatica, 3977 nucleotides long. NCBI's taxonomy places the organism in Eukaryota, Viridiplantae, Streptophyta, Magnoliopsida, Lamiales, Orobanchaceae. The record is from the annotation of a GenBank genome assembly.
AAAGGUUGAAAUGGAAAGGAACAUUAGGUGGGGCGGUCACCAACUUGGACAAGCUAAGCUACCCGCCAAUUACAAUAAAAAUAAUCUCUCUAUCUUUGUCACGAUUCCAUAAAGUUAUUAGAAUAGUCGAUUAGGUCUUUAAUUGUAUGCGAUCCCAAUAUGGUAGAAUAGAAAGCUGACUCCUGAUUUUUCUUUUUCUUGAUUUUUUCGCUCCUUCAUAUUUCUUGUUUUUGAGUUGGAUUGUCACAUCUGUAGAAUUAAGAUAGGCAAAAUCCGCUGGAUUUCAACGAGCAUAAGAGGAAAACACGUCUUCACGAGAUAUUGUCCAUAAAUGUACUUUAUGGUUCGAUUUUUUUCUUAUUUUGCCAGUUAUAGCUGUUAUUUGGACAUAUUUUGCUAAUUUGUACUCCACCAAAGGGAUUAUUAUGCUCUUUAUUUUUUCCAGUCAGUUAUCAUUCCAUUUGCGAGAGAGCUUGCGUUUUGUGUUGGAGAACAUAAAAAGUUGUGCCCUUUUACUUGUUCCAAAACUAUUCGUCUGAAGACUUGACCAAGGAACAUUUUUAGUUUGAUUUUUCUCUUGAAAAGAAGAGAAAAGAAGGAAUAAAAAUUAUGGCACCCCCAACAUACUUCCCUCUGAGGUGGGAAAGCACCGGAGACCAGUGGUGGUACGCAACACCGAUCGAUUGGGCAGCUGCUAAUGGACACUACGACUUGGUACGGGAGCUUCUGCUCAUCGACGGUAACCAUAUCAUCAAGCUGACUUCCCUCCGUAGGAUCCGACGGCUGGAAACCGUGUGGGAUGAUGACGAGCAGUUCCACGACGUGGCCAGGUGUCGCUCGGAGGUCGCAAGGAAGCUGUUGGCCGAGAGCGAAAUGAAGAAAAGUCGGAAUUCCCUUUUCGGUUGCGGAUACGGUGGGUGGCUUCUGUACACGGCCGCAUCUGCCGGUGACUCGGCUUUUGUUCGGGAGUUGGUGGAUAGGGACCCGCUUCUUGUUUUCGGGGAGGGGGAGUAUGGAGUGACUGAUAUUCUGUAUGCUGCUGCCAGGAGCAAGAACUCAGAGGUGUUUAGGCUUGUUUUCGAUUAUGCAGCUUCACCUAGGUUCUCGCAGCAAGGUGGGGGGGAGGUGCCAUCGGGUUAUAAGCUGGAGAUUAUGAAUAGGGCGCUCCAUGCGGCGGCCAGAGGGGGUAAUUUGAGGCUGUUGAAGGAGCUUCUCAGUGAUUGCUCGGAUGAUGUGUUGGCAUAUAGGGAUAAUCAGGGGGCCACGGUUUUGCACGCGGCGGCUGCUCGUGGUCAGGUUGAGGUGGUAAAAGAUCUGACAUCCUCCUCCCCUGACAUAAUCAAGUCGACAGACAACCAAGGUAACACCGCCCUGCACGUGGCCGCCCACAGAGGCCACCUGCCCGUGGUCCAAGCCCUCAUCCUUUCAUCCCCUUCCUCCAUCAACGCUACAAACAACGCCGGCCAAACCUUCCUCCACACUGUCGUCUCCGGCUUCCAAACUCCUGGUUUCCGGCGAGUCGACCGCCAAAUCAAUCUCCUCAAGCACCUGCUUGGCAGCCAACUUUUCGACAUAGGCCAGAUCAUCAACGCCAGGGAUGGCAACGGCAGGACGGCCCUCCACCUUGCCAUCACUGGCAACAUUCACUCCGACCUGGUCGAGCUUCUCAUGACUGCCCCAGGCAUCGACGUCAAUAUCCGCGACUCCAGCGGCAUGACCCCUCUCGACGCCCUCCGGCAGCUACCCCACUCCUCGUCUUCCGACCUGCUGACGAGGCAGCUGAUGUCAGCCGGCGGGAUUUUUAGCUGCCAGGACUACUCAACCAGGAGGGCAAUCGCGUCCCACAUAAAGAGGCAGAGCAUAGGAGGCAGUCCUGGGACUUCCUUCAGAAUAAGCGACAUCGAGAUAUUCCUUUACACGGGCAUGGACAAUGCGUCUGACGGCGUGGGGCCUGGAAAUUCCUCUCCUCAAGUUAUUAGUCAUCACGACUCAAAUGUGGAGACGAACAACCAUGGCAGUAGCAGUAGUAGUAAUCUUCCGCGCAAAGCAAAUAGUGCGACUGAAAGGCUAAAACGGUUUCUCCACUGGCCGAGGAUGAGGAAGGGGACAGUCACCGAGAGGCUCAAGAAAUUGGUGGACGAGACGUGUCCAGAGAAGGCGCCUGUGCCCUUGCGUGAGAGGUUUUCGAACAACAAGCGGACGCUCUCUGUGAGGAGCAAUGUGCCGAGUCCGGCGGCAAAGAAGAAACUGGCCUCGGGAGUUAUGCACGGCGUGAUGCAGGCCAUUCCAAGUUUCGCGGGGCACCACAGGUCGAGGUCGAGCUCCUUCUCGAAACUGUCAAUGUCUUCUCUGAGUUCAGUGGAUACUCAAAAGGGGGGAGGUCAGCAUGAAAAUGAGAUUGUAAAGGCUUCGUGCUCGACUAGUGUUGUGAGCGAUGAUAUAUAUUGUGGGGCUAAAAACCACAAGAAGUUGAUGAACCAGUACCUCUGCUUUGGUGGUCCGACACAACAUGUUGAGGUACCCACCAGCAACCUGCAGCCGUAUGAUAUUUACGAGCGAUCUGUUUUGUCGGCAGCUUGAUCGAGAGGUUUGGAGUUAUUGCAAUAGCUUUUGUACAAUGUGAGUUGGAUCCUUUGACCUUAAUGAUUGAAAUCGCGUGUAUUUUUCUUGCUGUUAAACUUAUGUUUAGGAUCUUGUCCAGCUGGGGAUUAGUCCUCACCUCCUUAAACAUUUUGGUAGUCUCAAGUGUGAUUGGACAUUCCUAAUUAAUUCUCCUGCUUCAAACAAGUAUGUGUAGAUGAAUGUGGAUAGUGUCGUACACAAACAACACUCUAUGUUUCAUAGCAAAAUAGCCAUCAUACAGAAACAACAAGAGAAGCACUUCCAGUACAAUUCACCCGUAAAAGCUUAAAGUUUCCAAAACUCUAAAAUGAUCAUCCCACAGAGUUAAGAACACUGCAACACCAUAUUCUAAUUGCAACAAUACAACAAAAAUGACUGCAUUCAUAUAUAUAUUUAUAAAGAUGGUGCCUUUGUCAUUUCAAAUAUAACAUUUCUUUCUUUUCGUUUUUUCUACCUUUCUUUCUUUCCAACUCCCAUCUCCCUUUCUCUAAAGAACUCAAUCCAGAGAUUCGAAAUCCACAAUAUGCUAACUGAAAUCGCGGUCACAACCACAAAAACCCAAGAAACCCAAACCCAUCUCGGUAUCACGCUAUCAACAGCCCCGCUCAGGUAAAACGCAAACAUCCGGUAAACAAAACAAGGACCAAGAAAGCCCCUGACAAGAGAGUAGAGAACAUAAAACGGAGGGGACAAAAGAUAAUACACCUUGGCAGCAACUUUGAAAUCCGGUCUCCUCGCACGAGCCAGAGUCCACACAUUCUGGCACAAGCUCGUGGCCUCUGCCAAAAUGAGGAGCACGAGUAUCGGAAAAGCCCCGUGGUAAACCAAAUAGCGGCAGGUGACGAACACGAACAGGGUGGCCAGAUGGUGGGCGAUGAAGAGGAGGUCGGUCGGGUAGAAGGUUAGGUAAUGGACAAGGUCCAUGAGGAAGUAGGCAAUGCUGUAAUCGAGGACAAGGUUCUGGAGGGAGCUGUUGGGGGAGUGGAAAUCGCGGGUCGGGUCGGAGAGGAUUGCUCCGCAGGCCAAGAACACGGCGGGGGUGCCGUGAGCUAGGGAUAUGGCGCAGCUCGAAGCUUCAGGCCGGAGGUUUCGGGCCCAGGAGCGGAAGAUGAUGAAAUAGGCAAUGAGGUAGAGAAUGAAAUAAAAUGUGAAGAAAAGAGGAAGGGCAUUUGAAAUUGGUAGUGAACCUAAGGUAUCCAUGGGAAUUGAAUAUGAAGCUAAGGUUUUAGGGGUUUUGGAGCAAAGAAUCGGGAAAGAAGUUGAGGAUUAUAUUUGGGAGAAAAUUGGUAAGAGCGGUUGGGUCGAGGUUGCCGUUUGGUGGCUACCCAGACGACAUUUUCCGCCCUCUCUCUUUU